Molecule: messenger RNA, 586 nt
Organism: Spirometra erinaceieuropaei
Lineage: Eukaryota; Metazoa; Platyhelminthes; Cestoda; Diphyllobothriidea; Diphyllobothriidae
Source: the annotation of a GenBank genome assembly
AUGCACCUGACGCCCGCCGGUUGCCCCUGGAAGGAACACUUCUUCGAACUGGAAAAAGAGCUGAGUGUAGAAGAGGACGCCACGCUGGAGAAGUCGCAUCUACCUUUCAGUAAACGAGCUGUCUUCCUCGUCACUGAUCGCACUAACGACUUCUCCGUCACCGCAAUUCCUGUCUCCACAGAUCAACCCUUCUCACAGCGGUAAGUCGCUCUUGGUUUCUAGCCUCCACUGGUUUCUGCUGGACGGGGUGCCAGUAAAUGUGUGAUGGCUCUGUCCGGCGCUAAGCAUGACCAGCUAAUGUCGAGCAUUGGCCGUUUAGGCAUGCACACUACAUCGUGGGUCCCUAUGGCGGAUAAUGGUGCUAGAUGAUGUACUGCCAAAAAUCAUCGUCACGGUGAAGGCUUAUUAUCGCUGCACCACCAUGCGAGUCCCGGUCCGCAACAAUCUUUCCCAACCGUUCAGUAUUCGGUCUGACGUUCGACAGGGUUGUAUCCUGUCGCCUAUUCUGUUCAGUUACACUAUUGACUGGGUUCUCGGUUUGGCCCUACACGAAGGCGACGGUGUUGAAUUUGCACCCGGACACUGA